Molecule: messenger RNA, 2645 nt
Organism: Oncorhynchus mykiss (rainbow trout)
Lineage: Eukaryota; Metazoa; Chordata; Actinopteri; Salmoniformes; Salmonidae
Product: synaptoporin
Cellular component (GO): synaptic vesicle; synaptic vesicle membrane
Source: RefSeq, a predicted model, not a curated record
CAAAAUGAUGCAUGAUUAAUAAGAUAUAUUUUUCUACUUAUACGACCAGACUAAUGCGUGGCGCCUCGAGACGACAUUCAGGCACUCAGUUACAAUCACAUCCUCUCAUCCAUUUCCGACGUGGGGAGGAGAGGCAGUUCAAACAAUAAACACAUCGUAGCCUAAAUCGAUAACAAAAAAAUCUUAUCCAAUCGUAAAAUAUUGAAGCCAUCGUUCAUUUCCGUGAAGCCAAUCCCCGUCUGUCUCUAUGGUGUUUUAUUUUUCAACAAGCUGACGAAAGCUCGGGUUUUUCCGUGUAGUAGCAAUAAGAGCCGAGAGUCUUACACGCGCGAGGCAUAGACAUCAAGCGGUUUGGGUAACUCUGUACAAUUGUUUUCUCUUACUGAACAAGGAGAUAGGUAUUUUGACAAUGUUAUCAGCUAAUGAGCUCGUGUCUGUUGGGACAUUUCAAGUGCUUAAAUUACCUCUUGGAUUUAUCCGUGUUUUGGAAUGGCUUUUUUCAAUUUUUGCAUUUGCGACAUGUGGAGGCUACAGUGGACAGCUGUGGGUUAGUGUGGACUGCCAGCUUGACAAGGCCAGCAGCAACCUCAGUAUUGGCAUCGAUUUUGCCUACCCUUUUAGGUUGCACCAGGUGUCCUUCGAGGCUCCGCUGUGUGAGGGGAGGAGGAGGGAGAGGCUCUUUCUCAUCGGGGACUACACUUCCUCGGCUGAGUUCUUUGUCACCAUCGCUGUGUUCGCCUUCCUCUACUCCUUCAUGGCCACCAUAGUCUACAUCUUCUUCCAGAACAAGUACCGCGAAAAUAACCGAGGCCCUCUGAUCGACUUUAUAGUGACCGUGGUGUUCUCCUUCAUGUGGCUGGUCAGUUCUUCAGCCUGGGCUAAAGCCCUGUCGGACAUCAAGGUGGCCACAGACCCAGAUGAGGUGCAGGAGCUCAUGUCUGCCUGUAAGGUCAUGACCAACAAGUGUGGCUCAGUGCAAGGACCCCGCUGGUCAGGCCUCAAUACCUCUGUGGUGUUUGGCUUCCUAAACUUCGUCCUGUGGGCAGGAAACAUCUGGUUUGUCUUCAAGGAGACUGGUUGGCAUAAAGGAGGACCAGCUCGGUACGCUGGAGCGCCUCCCGAAAAACAGGCUGAGACAAUCAACCAGCAGCAGCCCUACAACCAGGGCAGUUUUGACCAGUCAGGAGGCUACAGCGCCCAGGGAGACCAGGAGCAGGUAUCAGAAUACAGUCCUGUGGGCGGGCCCACCUCCUACUCCAAUCAGAUGUAGCUUUGCAGUCUGAUUGUCACACUGAAGGUGGGGGGGGACAUGCAGUUCUUAGGUAGAAAUAUUCUGGUGCCAGAAAAAGUAAGUUGUCGAUUGGUACAGUUAAACAGAAGUAUUUUGGAGUAUUGUACAUAAAACUAGAUUUUGGUUACGUUUUUAGAUGUGUUGUCCUGAAUGUUGUAUUGCCUGUGUGUUGAGUCUGUUGAUAGUUUCUCAUUUUCUGUGCUAGGUGCUAUGCCACAGAACCUUUUAACUGGAUGUCUUUUUCAUUGUGGAAGAAAAAUGUGGUAUACAAUUGUAUAAUUCUUGAAGUUUCCUACAUAGUGUUGACAAAGUGCAUGCAGUUGUGCUAUGUGUUACUAUGCCUGUUUGUGCACAUUGUAUUUACGAAACCAGCAGGAUUUCAUCUCAGAGUUACAGUAAGGUAUCAGCAGUAGUUUUACCUCACAAACGCAACAUUUAAAGUGUUGUUCUAAUUUUUCAUGAGCAGAAAUAAAAUAUCCCAAUAAUUUUCCAUAUGCACAAAAAGCUUAUUUCUCUUACAAUUUUCUGCACAAAUUUGUUUACAUCCCUGUUAGUGAGCAUUUCUCCUUUGUCAAGGUAAUCCUGCAUGCAGGGUUUAUGUUCAGUGUAGUUACCGUUUCAUUACACAAGAUGCCCUUGCUCUAAAGGGGCUUUAUGUGUUGGUUUGUGGGAAGUUUCUGAUGUUAGUGUUAACAAUUGUAAAUGGGAAAAGUGUUUCUACCCGCUCUGUUUACAAAUGGUCGCUCAUGAUUCAAAUGAAAGGACUAGUUUUUUAAGCUGCUGUCAGACUACUGUGAAAUGAAGAAUCAUUUCAUACACCUCCGAGAGCGAGCUGGCUGAGUCCAUUUAAGCACAAGGCCCCAGUGAAAAUGGCCCAGAAGAACCUAGUUGCAAUUAGAACAGUCAGCUCGGCCAAGCUGGUCUGUAUAACCAUUAGUGAACCCCUUCCAUUUUCUCUGUCAUGUUUUCUCUGUCUUGAAUUCUAUAAACAAAUUAAUUCAGGUUUCUAUGACUUUCAAAAGUUUGUGCAAUUAAUAAAAAUAGGCUAAAUUAGAGAAUGUCUGAUAAUAUUGAUGAUGAUGAUGACGAUGAUGAUGAUGAUGAUAAUUAAUUAACCCUGUGUCUUGAGCUCCAAAGCAUGUGGCUUGCAUUAACCUGGUAACAAAAAAAUAUGAAAAAAAUUCAAAUAAUUAAACGUCCAUGUAUGUACUUCCCUUCUGUCCGUGUAACAUUAGAAUGUGAACAAUCUGAAAACCACUUACCAGCAUUAUUAUUCUGUUCAAGAUUACUGAGUGUGGAUGAUAUACAAGCAAUUUGAAUAAUCCUAAUAAAGAUGUUACACAAAAAACAAAAA